This is a messenger RNA of Kazachstania africana CBS 2517, 750 nucleotides long. It is a transcript of the gene RRG8, whose product is annotated as Rrg8p. The transcript has a single exon. The record is from RefSeq and is a predicted model, not a curated record. Lineage: Eukaryota; Fungi; Ascomycota; Saccharomycetes; Saccharomycetales; Saccharomycetaceae. Bases 1 to 750 code for a protein of 249 amino acids.
AUGAAACCGUGGCGUAGCCUAUUAAUCAAAAAUGAUAAAGUAAAUAGAAUAAUGCCGCACUUACCAGAUAAAACUUCUCCGUUGUUCACUCAAUUUGAGCGAUGGUCUGGUAAGAAGAAAAGACUGUAUAUCACCAACAAUAGUGAACCAGGUACGAACCCGUUUCAUUUAAGUCAGAACCUAUUUGCGAACCUGGUAGCAUCUCCAAUGCGACACGAACGGUUUAGUAAAACGAAGUCACCCAAGCUGCUACUCAUACAAUCUAAAAUUGAUAUGAAGAGCAAGCAACUAAAACUAUGUAGCAUUCAAUCAAGAACAGGGAAAAAUUCGUACGUACUCAAUAGUGAGAAGGUACUCGAAAAAAUGGCAAAAUCUCCCAUGGUUUUAUCGCCACUGCACCUAUACUCUUCAAAGAUCACAAAUCUCAAUCCAUCUGAUAUAGCGAUGGAUAAACAAUCAUUUCUGGAAAAUUACAGGAUAGAACUGAUAAAUUCUAUUAAACAAGCAUAUAAAAAUCAUUUAAAGAAUGAAGCAAAAGAGGGAGACAUCGGAGUGAUAUAUGAUGAAUCAAACCCCAAGAUAAUGGAAAUAAUAAACAUUCUAAAAGGAAGGCAACUGCAAAUCAACCUUGGGGCCUUGAAAGAGAGUAUUGGGGAGGAAGUAGUUCCCAGCAAACAUUUUUUAGAUUCAAAAACAGAUAUGGAUCUGGUUAUUCUUGUAUAUAAAUUACUUAAUUUUUUAAAGAACUGA